Molecule: messenger RNA, 3255 nt
Organism: Penicillium oxalicum
Lineage: Eukaryota; Fungi; Ascomycota; Eurotiomycetes; Eurotiales; Aspergillaceae
Product: valine--tRNA ligase
Exons: 3
Coding region: 1-3255 (1084 amino acids)
Biological process (GO): valyl-tRNA aminoacylation
Cellular component (GO): cytosol
Molecular function (GO): aminoacyl-tRNA deacylase activity; ATP binding; valine-tRNA ligase activity
Source: RefSeq, a predicted model, not a curated record
AUGGCUCAAAACUCUGCAUCCCAGAACCCACUCCCCAAGCUCACAAUCAAUCACUCUGCAGUUGGGGAAAACACCGCCCCUUUGACCGAGAACCCUCCUCCAGUUGAUCAGCAGACUCGCGCUCAGAUUGCCGAAGCUGCUGCGAACGAUGGCACCGCCGCCCCCAAGGUGAAGACCGAGAAGGAAUUGGAGCGCGAGCGUAAGAAGGCCGAAAAGGCGAAGAAGUUCGCUGAGAAGCAGGCCAAGGCUAAGACCGCGAAGCCUGCCGCACCCAAAGUCGAGAAGAAGGUGCAGAAGGUUGAGAAGGAAAAGACCGCCGACGCAUACGACCCCAAGGUCAUUGAAGCCGGUCGCCUUGAAUGGUGGGAGGAGCGAGAUCUCUUCAAGCCAGAAUGGGGUCCCGACGGCAAGGUUAAGCCGGAGGGCUCCUUCGUCAUUCCUAUCCCUCCUCCUAACGUCACUGGCUCUCUCCACAUGGGUCACGCCCUGACCAAUGCUCUGCAAGAUACCAUGAUCCGAUGGCAGCGCAUGAAGGGUAAGACGACCCUGUGGCUCCCCGGCAUGGAUCACGCCGGUAUCUCCACCCAGAGUGUUGUCGAGAAGAUGCUUUGGAAGAAGGAGAAAAAGACCCGUCACGAUCUGGGACGUGAAGCCAUGGUCAAUCUCAUCUGGGACUGGAAGGAUGAGUACCACAAGAACAUCAAAAACGCUCUUCGAAGAGUUGGUGGAUCCUUCGACUGGUCCCGCGAGGCUUUCACCAUGGAUCCGAACUUGUCUGCUGCUGUGACCGAGACCUUCGUCCGGCUUCACGAAGAGGGUAUCAUUUACCGUGCUAACCGCCUGGUCAACUGGUGUGUUGCUCUUAACACGUCUCUUUCCAACCUUGAAGUUGAGAACAAGGAAAUUGAGGGCCGCACGCUCUUGGACGUUCCUGGGUACGACCGUAAGGUCGAGUUCGGUGUGCUCACGCACUUCUGCUACGAAAUUGACGGCACUUCUGAGCGUAUCGAAAUUGCCACAACUCGUCCCGAAACAAUGAUCGGUGAUAGCGGUAUCGCCGUUCAUCCCAACGAUCCUCGUUACAAGCACCUGAUCGGCAAGAACGCCCGUCACCCCUUCGUUGACCGUUUGCUCCCCAUUGUUGGCGAUGAAGGUGUUGAGCCUGAGUUUGGUACCGGUGCCGUAAAGAUCACCCCGGCUCACGACUUCAACGAUUUCAACCGUGGCAAGCAGCACAACUUGGAAUUCAUCUCCGUCUUGAACGACGAUGGUACUUUCAACAAGAACGGAGGACCUUUUGUUGGCAUGAAGCGCUUCGAUGCUCGUUACAAGGUCAUUGACAUGCUCAAAGAGAAAGGCCUGUACGUCAAGUGGGAGCACAACCCUAUGAAGGUGCCCCGCUGCUCAAAGUCGAACGAUGUGAUUGAGCCUAUCCUCAAGCCCCAAUGGUGGAUGAAGAUGGAGUCCCUGGCUGGCCCUGCUAUUGAGGCUGUCGAAAAGGGCGACAUCAUCAUUCGUCCCGAGUCUGCGGAGAAGAACUACUUCCGCUGGAUGCGCAACCUCAACGAUUGGUGUCUGUCUCGUCAGCUUUGGUGGGGUCAUCAGGCCCCCGCUUACUUCGUAAAUAUCGAGGGCGAGGAGAAUGACGACUCCAAUGGUGAAUUUUGGGUCACCGGUCGCACCGAGGAGGACGCUCGCAAGAAGGCCGAGGCCAAAUUCCCCGGUAAGAAGUUCACUCUGGACCGUGAUCCUGACGUCCUCGAUACCUGGUUCUCCUCUGGGUUGUGGCCAUUCUCGACUCUGGGCUGGCCUCGUAAGACGCAUGAUUUCGAGAACCUCUAUCCUACUUCUGUUCUCGAGACUGGUUGGGAUAUUCUGUUCUUCUGGGUUGCUCGCAUGAUCAUGCUGGGCAUCAAGAUGACCGGUCAGGUUCCUUUCCGGGAGGUGUACUGCCACUCUCUCAUCCGCGACUCUGAGGGUCGCAAGAUGUCUAAGUCUUUGGGUAACGUCAUCGAUCCUCUGGAUGUGAUGGAGGGUAUUCAGCUUCAAACGCUGCACGACAAGCUGCUUGUCGGCAAUCUCGCCGAGAAGGAGGUCGCUACUGCGACCAAGUACCAGAAGAAGGCUUUCCCUAAGGGUAUUCCCGAGUGCGGUGCUGACGCCCUUCGCUUCGCUCUUGUCUCUUAUACCACUGGUGGUAUGUACUCUCCCUACAACUUCAUCAUCCGCUUUGCUAACCUUCACCCAGGUGGUGACAUUGCCUUCGAUGUACAGGUCAUUCACGGUUACCGCCGCUUCUGUAACAAGAUCUACCAAGCGACUAAGUUCGUCCUUGGUAAGCUUGGCGAUGACUUUAAGCCGUUGGCCACUGUUACAAAGACCGGUCACGAAUCACUAUCCGAGCGCUGGAUCCUGCACAAGCUCAACGCCGCUGCCAAGGAGAUGAACGAGGCUCUGGAGGCUCGUGAAUUCUCGGUGACUGCCAACGUUUCCUACCAGUACUGGUACGCUCAGCUGUGCGAUGUCUUCAUUGAGAACUCCAAGUAUCUGCUGGCUGAGGACGCGACCCCCGAGACUCAGGAAUCUGCCAAGCAGACUCUCUACACUGCUCUUGAGGGGGCUCUGUGCCUCAUCCACCCCAUCAUGCCUUUCGUUACCGAGCACCUGUGGCAGCGUCUGCCCCGUCGCCCCGACGACAAGACCUUCUCGAUCAUGCGUGCCAAGUACCCCGAGUACCGUGCCGAGUUCGAUGAUCCCGCUGCCGAAAAGGCCUAUGAGCUCAUCUUGAACACCUCCAAGGCCAUUCGCUCCAUUCUUGCUCAGUACGAUGUCAAGACCAAGGGUGACAUUAUCAUCCAGACCUACGAUGCCACUAGCGAGAAGACUGUGUCUGAGCAGCUCACUUCCAUCCAGUCACUGGGUGGCAAAACUUUGGGCGAGCUUUCGCACGUUGGCCCGGAAAACAAGACUCCCCCCGCUGGCUGUGUCGUGGCUGCCGUUGGCGCCGAGGCCGCCGUCUACCUGCGUGUGUCUAAGGAGGUCGCUCUCGAGCAGGAGGAGAAGGCCAAGGCCAAUCUUGAGCGCGCUCGGGAGACCGUGCGCCGAUCGCAGACCGUCAUGAGCGCUCCCAACUGGAAGGAGAAGGUCAAGGUCGAAGUUCAGGAGGCUGAGGAGAAGCGCCUGCGCGAUGCUGAGAGUGAGGCUGCUCGCUUGGAGGAACAGAUCAAGGAGUUUGAGAAGCUGCGUUUGGAAUGA